This is a messenger RNA of Penicillium soppii, 1113 nucleotides long. Its product is annotated as rRNA-processing protein LAS1. Gene Ontology annotation, molecular function: endonuclease activity. Gene Ontology annotation, biological process: maturation of 5.8S rRNA; maturation of LSU-rRNA. The transcript has 4 exons. Gene Ontology annotation, cellular component: Las1 complex; preribosome, large subunit precursor. Bases 1 to 1113 code for a protein of 370 amino acids. Lineage: Eukaryota; Fungi; Ascomycota; Eurotiomycetes; Eurotiales; Aspergillaceae. The record is from RefSeq and is a predicted model, not a curated record.
AUGGCCAAGGUCAUUUUCACAGCUUGGAAGACCAAGUCCCAGCUGAUGGAUGUGCGGAACGAGUUUUAUCCUCCGCCUUCCUACGCUGGACCGGAUUUGCGCUCUCAUGGUUGCGCAGUGGUCGAAGCUUGGAAGUUACGCGGCAAUGUGCCGCACCAUGUUGAAGCUACGGCGCUAUUGACUGACGCUAUUCUGCAUGACGAUGCACAGAGGAACUCCAUCUUCUCGAUUCGGGCUACCUACUCUGCAGCCUUCUGCCGGCCUUCCCGCCUCCUUCGUGGAACUACGCCACGAAGCAACUCACCGCGAGCCCCCUCGCUAGUUGUACUGCGCAAGGCAGCACAGCGCUCUCUCGAAUGGCUCUGGGACAACUACUGGGCUGAGGUCUGCGACGAUCCUACGCCUGCAACCCAUGACGACAGUGCAUCUGUCAGGGCGGCCUUGUGCGACGCUCUACAGCCUCUUACCGGUGGGCUAGCGGAACCAGUGUCUAAAAAGCGGAAGCGCGACCAGGCCAUUUCGGUCGCUAUGCGGCUUGUCUCGGUUUGUAAUGUCUCGGGGACUGGCGUUAAGCUUUUAGCUUCUGUUUUGCUGGAGCGGGAUUUGCUGGUGCCUGGUCGGACGCUUGGAGAUCCCUUCGAUGAGACUUUUAAAGAGUGGGACACUGUGCUUUUAAAGGUUGCGGAGAGUCAUCCUGCCUUUUUGAGACAUCUCACGGAGGACCUGGUCAAUGAUCUGGCCUUCACCGAUACGAAGGAUGUAUCUACCGAUCCGCGCUCUGAGGCGCUGUACCUGUGGCUCGCGCACAUUUUCACAUCGCCGAAUUGGGAAUUCCACAGGCAAUCGUGUCCUCAAAGCUAUGUUCUUCAAGUUUGUGACGAGAGUUCACACCAUUGGACAACGCUGCUGGGGGAGCAGGUGAGAAAGGAAGCUGGCAAAGCUAAGGCGGUACCCGUCGCUCGACCAGCUGGCAAAAACCGUGUCUCAAAGCCCAUCACUCGAAACGAGUCGCGAGGCACUACCGCUCAGCUUUCGGAAAAGCUGCUAGCGCACGGAUGGGGUCUCUUGGAGAAAUGGGACAGUCGACCCUUGGGGGUGGUCGCUAACAACUAA